AUUUUUUUCCUAUGCCCACGUUUCCUGCUUCCAAUACAUGAAAUUCAAGAACUGGUUGUUCACUUACUGCCUAAUAUAUCCCAUCCCUUGACAGGUGCCUUAGUAAUGAUCUAACCAAUGCUAGUCACUUGACCUGUCAGUGGUUUUAACGUUGUGGCUGCUCAGUGUAUUUGCACUCCUGAUGUAUGAAGAACAGAGUUUUCAUCCAUGGGAGCACACAGAAAUAACUCUCUUUGAAGUGCCAAAGGAGUUUGCCUCUCUUCCCCUUUUUUUCAGCAAUUCUGCCAAUCUCUGUCCCCAAUAGUGGCAAAAGUGGCUCAUUCUGGAUUGCAGAGUCAAUGAUCCCCCAUCCAAAUGAGCUGCUUCAAAGUAAGAUAGAGGGAAUGGGGGGGGGGUGAGUGUGUCUCCCGCCUGCUCGUUCCUUUCGUCUGUCUUCCGCCUCCCCAGAGCCUGGAAAAAAGUUUCUCGGACUACAUCUCCCAGAGUCCCUCAGCCAGCACGGUCACUGACUGUGCCAACUGGGUACGUAAUUCGGGAAGGAGCAGCCUCGAAAGGCAACUUCUCCAAGACCGAAGAGGCGAAGUGCUGUUACGAAGCAGUGUCGUAACUCGGAAGACCCCCCCCCGCCACCGACUCGUGGGCGAAAGAGAGGCCACUUCCGCACCCCCGCCCGCCAUCGCCAGUCGCCCACCGAGUGACAACACGGCCCCGGGCCUGCCGCCAUUUGCCCUUUUUCCCCCGCGUCACGUGGCCUCUCUCCGCUCCCUUUCGCGUCCCCGCCCGCUCCUCUCUUCCCAUCCUCCGCGUCGGGCGCCACUAUGAUGGAUCCCUACCUGAUUCUUAGUGGUUUAUUAACAUCAACAUUCAGGAGGACAUCAUUUAAGUGACGCUGCCAUGGAGAGUAUUACAAAACUGUUUGGUGACUUGUGUGAAGCUCAUGUAGCUGAUCAGUCGAAGUUCCAUUUGGGCAGAGGAAAGACUGGCAAAAAAUGCUCGAACAAAACUUUGAAGAAGAUUGCAUAUAACGCUUUGUUUGCUAAUCUUUUUGUGGAUGAUACCCGGAAGGUGCAGUCAAACAUUCCUAGCCUUCCAGUGAAAAACAAAAUUUUAAUGGUGUCUUUCAACUUGAGAGUUGCUGGAAUGGGUGCAGAAGCAGACAGGCUGGAGGAGCUUGUAGACCAGUUGGAGAGCUCUAUAUGCUUACCAUUUACUGAAAUUACAUCUGUUUUGGAUCUUCUCGUACAGCUUGCGGGAACGGGGCCUCCUCAGUGUUUACCACUCAAAAAGGAUUAUUUUUUGAACAACAAGUAUGUUGGAAGAAACACUAAAUAUAAAGGUUAUGACUAUUAUGAUGUCAGUGUGUUUGAAGCUGAUAUACAGGCUUUUAUUGCAAAUGAGGAACAUCAGUUUAAUGAUACAAUUCAAAAGACACUGCAAAUCAUGGAGGCAGCACCCGGUACUGGCCUCCCUAGUAUAGAACUGUUUUCACAAAACUGUCCUGUGGGUGAUAGGUUUGAGAGAGAAACUCAUGUCUCACUCUUUGGCGCCCUUGUGCACAGUCGUACAUAUGACAUGGACAUCAAGUUGGAUCUGCCUCCAGUGCCUGACAGUGCAGAUUUAUCUGGCCUUGCAAUUAAGGUUCCCCAAAGCAUAGAUCCUUCAGAAGAUGAAGGAUUUCAAUCAGCAUCUAAUCUCACCCCUGACUCACAGUCAGAACCAAGUGGGACGCCUGAUAUCGACCUCUGGGAAGCUGUGCUUACUUAUGGACCGAGUAAGAGAAGAUGCUGGGAAAGGAUUGGAUGUCCCCCUGGGAAAAAAGAAGAGCCAUAUCUUUCAGAAGCUGGAAGAGAAGCCUUUGACAAAUUUUACAGACUCCGAGAAGGGGAAUUGCAACUCUUCAGCAGCAACAAACUUCAGCUUCCACAACGGUUGCUAGUAAAAGAACCAGAAAUUGUUAAAGAUGUUCUGAAUGUCCUUAUUGGUGUGGUGUCUACUACAUUCUCUUUUAAUCAGGUAUUCAGAAACAUUUUCUUUGACAUUGACAUAAUUGGCGAGUACUGGAUUUCCUCCUCCCUGUAUUUAGCAGAACUUUGUAGCAUAGGAGUGGCUGCAUCGAGAACUGGCGGAGAGGCUGGUAUUUCAUUUCCAACAGGUGUGAAACUCCUCUCAUAUCUAUAUCAAGAGGCUCUUAAUAACUGCAGCAGUGAACAUUACCCAGUUCUUCUGUCUCUGCUAAAGACAAGCUGUGAACCAUACACAAGGUUUAUCCAUGAUUGGGUCUACAGUGGCGUAUUCAGAGAUACAUAUGGUGAAUUCAUGAUUCAGGUGAAUGAAGAUUAUCUUGGCUUUAGAGACAAACGUUACUGGACUCAUGGAUAUGUUUUGAUCUCAAAAGAAGUAGAAGACUGUGUUCCUGUGUUCCUGAAACAUAUUGCUAACGAUGUAUAUAUCUGUGGGAAAACCAUAAAUUUACUAAAGUUGUGCUGUCCAAGGCAUUACAUAUGCUGGUCUGAUAUUCCUGUUCCUCGGAUUUCUGUAAUUUUUUCCCUUGAAGAACUAAAAGAGAUUGAGAGAGACUGUGCAGUAUAUGUGGGCCGAAUGGAAAGAAUAGCACGUUAUAGUACUAUCAGCAAGGAAGAAAAGGACCUGCGCAUGCAAAUUGAAAAACAGGAAUUAAUUGUUCAUGCUAGAGAAACAGCUACUAAAGCUCUGAAAGCCAUUACUGACCGACAAGUAGCAGAGAAAAUGGCAUUGGAUGCAAAGAAACGUGUGCAGUUUCAGAAAUUAAAAGAACAAUUUGUGAAAGAUCAAGAGCGCCGCCGUGCUCUGAAACAAGAGGAAAUUGACGAUGAUUUCAGUUACACUCGAGAGCUCAGGGAAAGGGAGAAAAGACUAAAGGCCUUAGAAGAAGACUUAGAAAAAAGAGCAAGGCAAGAGUUAAUUGACCAUUACACCAAACUGUCUGAAGAUGCAGCUCGUAGAGAGAAAAAAGCCUUAUGGAAAAUUCAGAGGCAUAAAUUGGAAACAGCCCGCCUCAAGUUCCUAUUGGAAGAUCAAAAACAUAUUGAGAACAUGCUUGAGAAACUUCCAGAUAAAAAAUACAGGCGGAAAGUAGAUAUAAUUCCAGAGAAUCGGUGCCAGGAGGUUUCAGCUGCCACUACGCCUGUAAAAGAUUCCAGUCUUCAGGCUGUGUUCUAUAAACUUAUCUCCAUGUCACAGAGAGUGUGCCGCACAUUCACUUCUGCAGAAUCUGGUUGUGUAAAUGCUUUGCAUGUCAGCAGAGAUACAGAAUCUGAACUGACAGAAGAUGAUUCAGAUGGCAAAUCGCUGGACUCAGCACAGCCAGCUAGUGCACAGCCUAAUCAGUAUUCCGAAUAUGAAGGAACAAAAGCUGCAUCCCAGGGUAUUUGUCCAGAGGACACAGUCUCGUUGUCAAAGAGCAUAUCUGAACAUGGUCUGGAUUUUGAAGAUUUUUUACCAAAACCUCAGAAAGAAACACUAAUGGCCCCCAGCAUAAAGGAGACAAGUUUAUUAGAGGAAGCCUUGCAAAAUAUCAGUUCAGAUCUUUCCUUAGAUGAUCAAAUGGGUGAACGAAAUUCUGUUGCAAAAGAUGAAGCAGAAGAGGUGAUCACCCCAGAAUACGACUUCAAUACUGUUCUCAGGCCUUCAGUUUCACAUAGCCAUGUCAAGCUGGGAGAAAAUGUUUUUGAUGUUGAGAGCAGGAGACCUCGAUGGAAUGUACAUGGCCACACGUCUGAUGCUAACAUUAAAAUAGGGGAAUAUGUGCCUGAUACUGAACAAUCUCAGCCACAUUCAAAUCCUCAUGGACAUUCCUCAGAUGCACACAUUAAGAUUGGGGAAUAUGCUGCUGAGGAAGAACCUAGCCGGCCUCGCUGGAAUAUCCAUGGACAUGUCUCCUCAGGUCAUAUUCAGAUUGGAGAAUACAUCUCGGAAAUAGAGCCCUCAAGGCCCAGGUGGAAUAUUCAUGGGCAUGCUUCAGAUGCCAACAUAAGAAUUGGGGAGUAUGUGUCCAACAUAGAGCCACAUAGACCUAGGUGGAACAUCCACGGACACAUGUCAGAUGCCAGUAUCAGAAUAGGGGAAAACGUUUCUGAAGUGGUGUCUUCUCGACCUCGGUGGAAUAUUCACGGGCAUGCUUCAGACUCACACAUUAAAGUUGGAGAACUGGUUCCUGAUUUUGAGACUUUGAAGCCUCGAGGGAACCCCUUUGGCCAUGCAUCACAGUCAAGCAUUCAAAUAGGGGAGUGGACCCCUUCUACUGACAGCGAUCUUAUACCUCACCUUAAAAUGAUCUCAGGACCUGCAUCUGGUUCAACGGUUCAGUCAUUUCUGUACAAUGAGGCGUCUUCUACAAUCACGGAGAAUAGUAAAGAACAAGAAUCAAGAACAUCUGAUUGUGCUUCAUCUGUUAAUUUGAAUGAAAAGGAAGAAAGAAAAUUGGGUGAGGAAGAGGAAGCAGUCACAACGGAUGUUACUGCAGAUCUCCAUCCAAGUCCUCAGAAUUUACAGGGAGAAGAAACUGGAAAAUCAGUUGAAGUGGUUGUUUUGACUGAACAUAUCUGCCUUUCUGAAGCCAGUGCAUCUGAAAGCCAAGACAAAAAAUGCACUUCUAUCACCAUGUGGAAGAAAGAGGAAGAAUAUUUGAAAGCUUUAUCUGAACAAUACUGUCUCGAAGAAUAUCAGGACAGCUAUGAUUUGAUGUCAGAACUUCCCAUUUCACAUCUCCUACAUCAUGUGAUCCCAAGAUCCUAUACGUUUCCCGUGGACCCAUCAGCACAGUCAGCAACAGAUGAAACAGCUGUACAAUUAAGUGAACUCUUGUCACUUCCUGUGCUGAUGAAACGUUCAGUUACUGCCCCCUUGGUUUCUCAUGUUUCCCUUGUGAACAAAGCCAUUGUUGACUAUUACUUUGUGGAACUGAAUGUUGAGAAGCAUUUUGGAGCCUUGAGGCAUUUUUUGUUGAUGGAAGAUGGAGAGUUUGCCCAAUCACUCAGUGAUCUGCUUUUUGAAAAGCUUGGAUCAGGCCAGACACCUGGUGAACUUCUAAACCCACUAGUCCUCAAUUCUAUUUUAAAUAAGGCGCUUCAGUACAGUCUCCAUGGGGAUACUCACUUGGCUUCCAAUCUUUCCUUUGCACUGAAGUACCUUCCAGAGAUGUUCAAGCCCAAUGCACCUGAUGCUUUAAACUGUUUAGAGCUGCGGUAUAAGGUUGACUGGCCCUUAAACAUUGUCAUUACUGAGAACUGCAUGAAUAAGUAUAAUAAGAUUUUCUCCUUUCUGCUGCAAUUGAAGCAUAUGGUAUGGACUCUUAAGGAUGUUUGGUUCCAUUUAAAGCGGACUGCAUUAGUAAAACAUGCAUCAAACUCUGUCCAGUUUCGGCAGCUCCAGCUUUAUAAACAUGAAAUGCAGCACUUUGUCAAAGUUAUUCAAGGCUAUAUUGCCAACCAGAUCCUUCAUGUGACCUGGUGUGAAUUUGGAAAUAAGCUGUCUUCUGUAGGAAACCUAGAAGAAAUUUAUAAAACACAUGCAGAAUACCUGAACAAGGCAAUCUUCCGGGGAUUGUUGACGGAAAAGGCAGCCCCUGUGAUGAACAUAAUUCACAGCAUUUUCAGUCUCAUUUUAAAGUUCCGUAGCCAGUUAAUCUCUCAGUCAUGGAGUUUUGAUACUAGCAAACAAAUGGCAGUUCAUCCCAACUUUGGCUUAAUGCAGCAAUCUUAUAAUACAUUCAAAUAUUAUUCCCAUUUCUUAUUUAACGUGGUAACUAAGCUUGUUAACCGAGGAUACCAGCCUCACCUGGAGGAUUUCCUACUACGAAUCAAUUUUAAUAACUAUUACAAAGAUAACUGAGCUCAUAAAACACAGCACAGCCCAGUGACAGGACACCGAGUCUCAACUGUGUACGUUUUUGAAUGAGCCUGGCCUUCUGAAAAAUACGAAUGUUGAGAUGUUUCUAAGAAGAGAGAGCUUUCCAAUAAAGGCAGUGGCAGAGUGGACAGUCCAUAAGUCCAUACAAGUAUCAAGAGUCUUUUUCCACAGCAUGUCAGAAGUUCUUUUUGUCUUUCUCAGUACAGCAAAGUAUGUUGCCCAGUGCCAAUACAACAAUAUGUGUAUCAAUGUAAAUUUGUUAAUGUGUAAAUCCUUCCUUGUAACAUUGUGAAAACUUCUAUGUAAAUGUGGUAAUAAUAAAAACAAGGUCAACACUUA
Molecule: messenger RNA, 6225 nt
Organism: Pogona vitticeps (central bearded dragon)
Lineage: Eukaryota; Metazoa; Chordata; Lepidosauria; Squamata; Agamidae
Source: RefSeq, a predicted model, not a curated record